AUGAAACCUGUGGAUAUUCUGCUGAGUAUGCUGGUCGCUGUCGCUGUCCUGUGGUUUGCAUCGGAACCCAGUGUUCGCCAUAGAAACUGGAGCAAAUACGUCGUUCUAGCAGCAAUUACCGUCGCGGGUUAUCUCCUGAAUACCGGGUUGAGCGUGCUCAACAUGCAAGUGACCCCGGGGCAAAUUCACCCGACAAUCCUUGCGUCCGACCUCAUAGUGGAAAGUGAUCAUGAAAUUUCGCAACCGCUGGACGCCAAUGGUUUACUGACAGCGACAUUCGAUUCGAAGUAUCGAGAGAAUACACCUGGAAACAGUGUGCUCAAUACCAUUAUGCGCACAUUGUUGAUGCCAGCGGAAGAAGUUCCGACGUGGUGUAAUCGAACUGACGACUACCAGUAUCCGUUCAAGAAUGUCGUUGCUAACUACAGUUUUCUUUCUUGA
Phytophthora nicotianae INRA-310 is the source of this 441-nucleotide messenger RNA. RefSeq lists its product as hypothetical. Bases 1 to 441 code for a protein of 146 amino acids. The transcript has a single exon. The record is from RefSeq and is a predicted model, not a curated record. Lineage: Eukaryota; Oomycota; Peronosporomycetes; Peronosporales; Peronosporaceae.